This is a messenger RNA of Lethenteron reissneri (Far Eastern brook lamprey), 3969 nucleotides long. Its product is annotated as cytoplasmic phosphatidylinositol transfer protein 1-like. NCBI's taxonomy places the organism in Eukaryota, Metazoa, Chordata, Hyperoartia, Petromyzontiformes, Petromyzontidae. Gene Ontology annotation, biological process: phospholipid transport. Gene Ontology annotation, molecular function: phosphatidylinositol transfer activity; phosphatidylinositol binding. Gene Ontology annotation, cellular component: cytoplasm. The record is from RefSeq and is a predicted model, not a curated record.
GAGUAGUGAGUGGGAGUGGUGAGUGGUGAGGAUGAGUGGUGAGGGUGAGUUGUGAGUGGUGAAAGGUAUUGUCAAAGCCCACCGGGCUUUGACAAUACCUUAGUAUCUGUGUAUAUAUGUAAGGUUAUUAAGAAAUAUAUUUUUCAUCCGGGCAACGCCGGGUACUUCUGCUAGUACAAAAUAUAAGAGCAAAAAGUCGGUGGCUUAUCCAAGUGGUGAGUGGGUACCACUGAGAACCUGGGUUCAAAUCCAGGCAGCUUCCCCUGAUUAAACUGGGUUCUCAAGUGUAGUUAGUUGAUGGUCUGAGCCCUUGUCACCAAUGAAUGCACUACAAUAACACCACUGUGCAUUUGGUUCUGAACUUAAAUUAGCUGGAAUCCAAAUCUGAGUAUUAAAAUACGAUUUACUGUCAUGUGACAAAUGUUACUCUCUCUACCAGGGCAGUUGGAAAAGUGCUGCCCAAUAAUGUGCAGAUGUGAGAUUACUUAAAGUGUUUUCAGAAGUAGUUCUGUGAUUGCCGCUUCCAUGGGCUGGCCUCUAACACAAACGAUUGCACUGCUGUACCAGUGAUUUGAAUGGAUUCUUAUUCUCAAUUCAUAAUGCUUACAGCAUAAUCGGGAUACAAUUGGGGACUUUCAUUGUUCAGCCUAUCUAUUCACCCACCCACGUGGUGUUCUCCCCAGCUACAUGUAAAUCAGUGCCGUUACUGUCCAGGGUUAGUUGCUGCCAGCCGGUUCUGCAAUCUACUCGUGUCGGAAAAGAUCUGUAAAUCUUAUGAAUCAUAAAUAAAGCACCUUUUUUGUAGUCCAAUUGUACUUCAUAUUGUUUUUAUGGGGCUCCUCUGUCUGUGCAUAACACGAGCCAGGACCUACGGGGGUUCAUGUCGACGCGUACGGCCCGCGGGCCGCUGCUGGAGGGCUGGCGGAAUGACACGACGCCUGUCAUGUGCUCCUACAAGCUGGUCACCGUCAAGUUCGAAGUGUGGGGGCUCCAGACUCGAGUCGAACAGUUUGUUCACAAGGCCAUCAGGGAUGUGCUCCUGACCGGACACAGGCAGGCCUUCGCGUGGGUGGACGAGUGGUACGGAAUGACGAUGGAGGAGGUGCGGGAGUAUGAGCGCAACACGCAGGAGGCGACCAACAAGAAGCUGGGCAUCCUGCCACCCGUCAUUCUCAUCUGCGAGCCGGCCGUGCAGCCCGUCACACGCAGCGCGCCACCUAGCGCCCCCUCUACGCCCAUCACCUCCGAGCCGCCCGACUUCCUGGGGCCGCCCAAGGAGCGCCAGCGCAAGACGUCGGCGCCGGAGACGCUCACACUGCCGCAAAGUCACUGCCGUCCGAGCAGCCUACCCUGACCGAGCCUCGACAACUGACUCGGCAAACUGAGGACCACCGCCCACCACCCUCUCGCGGUGCGGCAGCUUUUCUCAUCCGAAGAAACUCUCGCGUUGUAAACGGGGCCCAGCGGAAAAGAACACAAUGCCAAAAACACAACCUUCCUGCCCACCAUGACUCUGCUGCUUCUUGUAUCUGAGGCAGAUUGGUGCCAAGAGAGGAUGUUUUUUCUGCGGUUCACACCCAGCAGCAUCACCACCUUCGCUGGAACACUCAAAUGAGCCAUCACCACUGACUGAAUGUGGACCCCCCACUGUCUCCACUGCCUGGGGAUAUUCACGGAUAAUACACACACGCACACUGGUGCCAAUGGCCUCAAAACUCAAUAUAGUCACCCACACGUAGUUGCACAAGUUAGAUGUUUUAGAUUACGUUUGACAGGAUGUGAGAUAUUUUUGUGGUCAAAUGUAGAAGUUGCAAUGUGCUUUUGUUGCCAUAAUUUAUUCUGGAGUAUGCCAAAAGUGGCCAAAAAUAGAGGUACUUGCGCUUUUGCUUCAACAGAAAGGAUUCAGGAGCUGCAUUAGUUCGUAAAUGUAUGUUUUUGUUAUAUUUUGCAUUGGAAAGUUAUAUUCAUAAAUCUUGAGUUUCCAUUGCACUGGUUGACUCAAACAACUGAUGUUUAUUCGAUGCAAAUUUGGAAAAUGAACAAUAAUAAAAUGUACAUUGUGAGUAGGAUAUAAAAUGUACACAUUUAUUAAUUAUUUUGUCAAAUAAUGCACAAUAAUAAAAUCAGCUUUAUAAAGCGCCUUUCAAAUUAGGAAUCCCAAAUAUGAAUAUUUACAUCAAAAUAAUGUCAUGGCAGAAACUCUAAUCAGAAUGCUACUGGAAAAUCAAUGUGUAAAUCACAGUACACAUCACGCAGUAACAGCUGUGUAGGUUACCAUGAUUGUGCUGAAUAGUUAUCCGAUGUGUUUUCGGGUCGUACUGUGCAUUGUUUGGUACGAUGUCUAACGUUUUGCACGUGGAGUCAGAUUUUGGACAUGUAUGUUUAACUUCUUUCGCGCACCAUACAUAGCCAAGCGUGUUAAUCGUACAUCAUCUUGUACAAUGCAAAGUACAACCCGAAGACACAUCCAAGAGGCAAGUUAUUCAACUUAAGCAAAUACUUUGAUGAAAAUAAGUCACAUUAUUUACCCUCCUUAUAUAAUAAUCCAGAAUGAGGGGCAGUCAAAAACAUUUGAGUGCGAUUUGAUAUAAAAACAAAGUUCCACCAUCCCAGUGUUGAGCUUCUAGUCAUAUCAUAGAAUAAAUAGAUGUUAGAUGUGACUGUUUUAAACAUUACAGCAAAGUGUUCAUUGUCGGUUUGUGACUGCCUUUAGAAUAUUUUUCGUAACAAUUCUGUAUUUAUACUGUAAUAUGUAUCAUUGCAGUUUAAUUUUCACUUUCGUUUGGUCUUCUGUAUCGGCUGUUUAGGUGACAUGAAAUCCCCCAUGGGAGAGGAGGUGUUAGUAGACAGUCACAGCCACACAAACGAUUGUCCGGUCAGUGCAAGAGGAUCACUAUUUCACGGUGGUUAUUGUUUUGUUUUUGUGAAGGGCAAUGUUUGUCAGCUUUCGGAAGGGACAGAAGAAUCAUUUUGGACAAAUCACGGUAUUUGUUUUAGUUCGUAUAUCUUUUCUUAUUCGUGUGUGAUGCAAAUGCGAAUUGUGCUGAUUAUGGACUCUUGAAAUACACAGCACUCAAACAGUAAGCUCAAUACUCAAGUCAGUGGCCAGGAAUGGAGAUGUAAUAUAUAUCGAUUUAAGGCUUUCGUGACUGCAGGGAUUCAUCUUCUUGGUUCUUUCGGUAAAGUCACGUAGAAGGGAAAUAAAAAAUAAAAAUAAUGAUAUUAUUGUAUUAUGCUUUCUUUUUAUUCUUUUAUUAUUUCCCUUCAACGUGACUUUACCGAAAGAACCAAGAAGAUGUAAUAUAUAGUGCAGUAGAAUUCCUACUUGUGAGAAAGUGAUGGGGGUAGGGAGGUGUACUGGCCAGAUCCCAUCUGUAAUCUACCCGGCAAGAACAGGCAGCCAUUCGCCGAUUAGAACACCCCCAACUUCUAUAGAGUGGCUGCCCCCUUGGUCGAGUGAUACGCGCCAUUUUCACGGAAUCGGUCAAGCUCUCGAGUCAGUCAAGAUACAGUCUGCUGGCAGAAGCCCUAAAAGCUCGAUGCUUGAUUGUGUUGACUUUUCUGAGAGCGGAGGCUUGAGUUCAGCAGUGCAUAUGCCCCCAGACUUUCUACCGACAUGCCAGUCGCGUCGCGCCAGUUGGCAUGGUCCUUGGGAAAAGAAGGAAAUAAAUAAAUAAAACCCUUGCGUGUCGGCGCUCCCAACUGUGUGUAGCCUGGCGCCCAACGGCCUGUGGGCCCCGGUGCAGUUGCAUCGUCUGCACACUCGAUAGCCAUGCCACUGCCCCUCUGACGUUUACAACCACUUGCUGGUGUAUGCUAAGCCAACUGUCUGCAAAUAUUAACCAUUGAAACGCACAUUCAUUUGUUUACAUUGUACGCAUAUAGCAGUACUAAUACUGGUAGGAACCAUCUGGUUCCACCAGCCCACAGGGGAUUAUUGUGUCCGUCCGUCCGUCGUGCAUCCAAAAA